CGUGGCAAUAUUUUAUGAAAUGUAGUAAUUGGUAGUACAUGAUGGCGUGAAUUAAAAUACCAUCGUAUUCAUUCAUAAAAGUUUUUCUGGCUUUAAUUCUGACUUCAAUACAUAGGCAAGUUGUAUUUAAAAUAUGUUAUAGAUUCUUUUGAAAAUUGGUUAUCCUUCAAAGGUAUUCAUUUAUGAAGAGAUGACAGAAUAUAUAUUAGAUUCUGAAAGCUGGAAAUUGGAAGCAGAGGCAAUUAUUAAUGAUGUCAAAGCCCAUGUGAACCAAAUUAAUAUAUCUGAGAAAAUUCCCAGUUCCAAUAGCUGUAUUUACAUGAAUCUACGCACAAAAGAGGAAAAAAAGUUUUGCAUUCAAUUAUCAAGUGAAGGAUUUAAGAUAGUUGGUUUAGAUUGGGAUGAAAAUAAUUUGGAUAGUGAACAAUUUUUUGAAACGCCAUAUAGUUUAUUAAAUUCAGUGAGCCCCAGUUUUUCUUCCUCGUUCGCUAGUGCUGUAUGUGACAAAUUAAAUCAUAUGUGUUGA
Messenger RNA from Diorhabda carinulata, 526 nucleotides. Its product is annotated as GSK3B-interacting protein-like. Gene Ontology annotation, biological process: regulation of canonical Wnt signaling pathway. The coding region runs from base 191 to 526 and encodes 111 amino acids. Lineage: Eukaryota; Metazoa; Arthropoda; Insecta; Coleoptera; Chrysomelidae. The record is from RefSeq and is a predicted model, not a curated record. Gene Ontology annotation, cellular component: cytoplasm. The transcript has a single exon. Gene Ontology annotation, molecular function: protein kinase A binding; kinase regulator activity.